CCACUGCCUCGCAAUAUCCGGUAGAGUUGUUUUGGAUUCUGCUGUGAUCCGUCGUGUGAUAUGGUGCGCUAGUCUUUGUAAUAUUGUAUAAAAUUAUUGAUACUGAACCCUCGCCGACUGUUGCCACCGACGAGGAUGAGCCGGUACAUCGAGGAUCAUUCCACGCACAAAAUGUAUAAGGACAGGAGAAGCUUUCUGCAGCGUAAGCAGGAUGUGGAUGCAAUCCGGCUCGAGCACCCCACAAAGAUUCCCGUGAUCAUCGAGCGCUAUCCCGGGGAGAAGCAGUUGCCGGUCUUGGACAAAAUCAAGUACCUCAUCCCCGACCAUAUCAGCAUGGCAGAGCUGGUGAAGAUCAUCAGGAGGCGUCUGGAACUACACCCGAACCAGGCGCUGUUCCUCCUGGUGAACGAGCGCAAUAUGGCGCCCGUCUCGGCAUCCCUCGGCGACCUGUACGCCCAGGAGAAAGACGAGGACGGGUACCUCUACCUGGUGUAUGCGUCUCAGGAGGUGUUCGGCCAGCAACACUGACACGCCGCACCGUCUGCUGCGGCCGACCCGUGCCUUGUCAAAGCGAAGAGGAGAAAGCAGACGACGAGGCCAACAGGAUUUUGGACUUUACGGAGCGCAAGCACUUGGGGGGGGGGUCUUUGCAUCGUUUCGACCAACAGACAUUGCUGCGAUGGUGUUGCAAGAUGUCUUGCUCGUAUUAAAUUCACUCCUUGCCAACGCAGUACAAUAAAGUUUACGUUUGAGUGGAAACCUAUAGUAUACAUUGACAGGGACACACUUGGGUGCUAGGAAAGCUGCAACUCUACCAGUGAUUUACUCUUAGAGUAUGAUAAUGCAUUAAUCCUAUGGCGAAGAGUAUCCAAGACCUCUGGAGCAUCUAAGGCUAUAAGCCUUGAGGAUGGCAGCAUUGUCGGAAGUUCGCCCGGUUCGGACACUGUGCCAGAAGCAACUCAGAUUGGUGUCAGGGUCCCCUUUUUGUCUGGUUCUCUGACUCCGGCACCAAUGAUGCUGUGGCAUGAGAACCAUGACACGAACCCGCCCUCGAGGAUUCAAACCUCAGUUGGUGUUUUAGCUUACAGAAGAUGACUGCAAAAAUAAAUUGUGCCUAAUGUGAUCAGCAGCUAAAACUAACGAAAAAUAAGGCUUGAUUAGCAGUGUGGAGAAUAAGUAUGAAGCUGAUUUAAAUCGAACCAGUUUCACUAUUCUAAUUUAAAUCUAACCUUUCCCACGAAACUAAUCCCCAAAAUAUAUUUUUAUUACCUGUGCAUUUGUUUUGUAUUUAAAUUCAAGAAUAAUGUAGCAAGAAUUAUGCAAUUCGGAAUACAAGAAAAAAAAAAGCUCUCAGGAAAUUUAAGCGUUGAGCUCGAUUUCUGCCUUCCACUUAGUUCGUCAGCUGCGUAACAUCCUGUUGCCACAAAAUUGGAACGAAAAAAAAAAAGAAGUAGAAAAAUUUAGUUUUAACUAACUAAAGAAAUUAAUCAGUUUCUGUUCUGGCGGGGGUUACUGCAGUUAGGAGUUGUGUACUUUACAUUUAUUAGAACUCUUCCGCAUUGUUAUCACUGAUCGGACGAAUUGAUCAAUCAAUCUACCAUCUUGAAAAAUACAUCUUUUGGUAAACAAUAACUAUUUUCUGGCCACAGUGAUUGAAAUCAAAGUUAUCCGAUUUAAAUCAAAUCUAAUUCCAUUUUUUUCCACCCUGUUGGGCAGUGUGGUAUUGCGGGUUUGUGGGCAGGGCUGACAGCUUGGUCUAGCUUUUCACUUGUAAUUUGGGAGUCUUCUUUCCCUAAGUAUGGUGUUCAGCAGACAACAGUAGAAGCAUAGCCUACUAUUUACGCCGUGCUACACGCAGAAGAUCCUAUGCUAGAUAUUUCCUCCAAAGCACCCUGUGUCAAGCUUUUGAAAUGCAAAAAUUGGGGUCUCUGUUUCUCUAGCCGCUUGUCAUCCUUUAAAAAAUGACACUGCUGCUGGCACUGCAGCACCUUAUGUAUCUCUGGAUGUCCAUUAAAAUAUGUCACUAUGUGUGCUGUCCGGGGUAUGUUAUAAAAAAAGAGCACCGCCGUUAAUUUUUCAUUCAGGCUGAAUCGCAGAUAGGUGCACAGUAUAUGGGGGAACAUGUUACACACUUUGGAAUGCUCAAGAUAAGGAAGCAGUGUCCUUCGUUGCUGUGCGACCCUUGACUGCUUUAACAAGCUUGUAUGUAAAAUGUGCCCUAAACAAGUCACGGGUAAUUGAGGUACACUAGAGAUGUCUUCUUACAGCUAGCAAUCCAUGUUUGCUUUCUGCAAUGCCAAAGUGCAAGGCCAAGGUGUGAUGACAUUGCUUCUGCAAUAAACAAAGCGGUUUUUAAUCUU
Messenger RNA from Ixodes scapularis (black-legged tick), 2360 nucleotides. Its product is annotated as microtubule-associated proteins 1A/1B light chain 3A. Gene Ontology annotation, biological process: macroautophagy; autophagy of mitochondrion; cellular response to nitrogen starvation. The transcript is spliced from 4 exons. The record is from RefSeq and is a predicted model, not a curated record. Gene Ontology annotation, cellular component: autophagosome; autophagosome membrane; cytosol. NCBI's taxonomy places the organism in Eukaryota, Metazoa, Arthropoda, Arachnida, Ixodida, Ixodidae. Bases 136 to 528 code for a protein of 130 amino acids. Gene Ontology annotation, molecular function: ubiquitin protein ligase binding.